Messenger RNA from Plasmodium gonderi, 1830 nucleotides. RefSeq lists its product as hypothetical. The record is from RefSeq and is a predicted model, not a curated record. The transcript has 3 exons. NCBI's taxonomy places the organism in Eukaryota, Apicomplexa, Aconoidasida, Haemosporida, Plasmodiidae. The coding region runs from base 1 to 1830 and encodes 609 amino acids.
AUGGAUAAAUUCGAUAUAGAGUAUUUAAAUAUUUCAGAAAAAGUAAAAAAAAAGUUAUAUACCCUUAAUAUAAACACAAUUGAAAAGCUAAGUACAAAUUAUUUAGAAGACGCCAAUGUGGAAGAAAUAAAUACAGCCCAGAACGAACUAUUCAGUUAUCAUUUGCGAGAUCUGGUUGCACGAAAUGAAUGGAAUGAAAAAGGACAACAAGACAGAUCUAGGGAUACCUUCUCUAAUUAUAAACACCCCGUGAGUGAUCAAGAAAGAUACUGCAAUAAUGGGAUACAUACAGAUGCAGAUGCAAGUGCAGAAAAUUUGUCUGAUUGUAGUGAUGAUGAAGCUAGAGAUGAGUGUGAGUCUUCAUCUUCUUCGACAUCGAUUUACUUGUCAAGCGUAUCAAGUUCCUGUGAUUUGGAGAGCGACAUUCAUAGGACUUGCUUCACAAAAAAUUAUGGAAGAAGAGAAUAUUCUCAGAUAAAAAGUAUAAACUCAGGGAUUCACUUGAAGUGUAAUAAUACUUCAGUGAAUAGUACAGUAAUUGGAUACACAAAGAAUUUAUUGAACCAUAAGAAUAUUCGAGAAAUGGCAAGACUCGAGAUGGAUUUUUUGUCAUGUUCUAAUUUCAUGAAAGGCACUCUAAUGAACACCAGCAGAUCGAACAUAACCAAGGGAGAAAAUAGAAGGAGAUGCAGAAGCAGCAGAGGCAAAACAUGCAAAAGAACCAAAACAGGUAGCCUUGCACUGAACAAACUACUGGGCACCCGGCUGGAAGGAGGAAAAAUAUUCUACUUUUACGGGAGGAAGGUAAAAAUAAACAAAGUCAUCUCGAUAAACUUAUUGUUCGAUUUAACUAUUCGUGGCAAACCGAACUCUGUUGUCGUAUUCAUACAUUUUAGCUACAUUAACGACAUUACAAUAAUUCAGAAUAUAUUAAGAGAAAAGAUAAAAAAGGGAAAAAAUAAUUCUUUAGAUGAUAUUUUUAACAAGUUUUACAUUUUUAGAGUUCAAAAUUGGGGGGAACUUGUCUCCUUUUUAUCACAUGUUAGAAAAAUCAAUUAUGAAAAAAAAGAAAAAUCCAAGGAAAAAUAUCCAUCCUUUAUGAACAAUCAAUUAGCCAAUUUAGCAUGUAUAGCAAUAGACAAUUUUACAAAUUUGCUAAAAAAUAUAACCACGCAAAAUUGUAAUGAACAUUUCUACCUCGUUCGAGAAUUAAGAAUAAUUUCCAUCAUGUUAAGUAUCCCCAUUCUCAUUUUCGAUUAUGCAAAAUUCCCAGUUGGGGUAAGUACAAUUUGGAACAGGAAAAUGCAUCGUGAAGAAGAAAACGGGCUAGAAGCAAUCAAUACAGAACACGAAUUUAAGUAUGAAAAUAGCAAAACGAGGGGAGAGAUGUCGGCAGAGGUGCGGGCAGAAAUGAAUACAUGCAGUCCUUAUGUCAAGGAAAAUCAAAUUGGGCACUUAGAUGGAGAAGAACAGUGCACAUACACAUUCACAAAUGAUAUACAAAAUUGUACGAAUAGCAUGAAUAGUGGGAAUAAUAAAAAAGUGAUAAAACAAAUACACGCAUUCUCGCCAUGCAAUGAAGACCAAUACAGUGCUGAUCGCAGUCUGGUAUCAGACGAGUCUGAAUCGUACGGGGAUUAUCAAACGGAUGAAGACACAACUGAUGAGACAGAAAAAAGAGAUGAGGAAGACCAACUUGAUGAGGCAGACGAACGUGAUGAGGCAGACGAACGUGAUGAGGCAGACCAACUUGAUGAGGCAGACCAACUUGAUGAAGCAACCGAACGUACGGACAACUACAUAUCGUAUGAAUUUCCUGACCCUUGCUAA